AUGGGUGUGGCAGCUGUCAUCGAACCCUUGGUUGUUGUGACUCUACUCUUCGGGGGCACAUGGAUCAACCGCAGAUCGCGUCGGCCAUCUCAUCUUGACCAGGUUUCUUCAAAAGACUAUGAGCCCGAGUCUCCGGGGUCUCAGCAAUCAUAUGGCUCCAGGUCUACGUCCCCGGAUCCUGAAAACCUUGCCAACCCUCCGCCGAUGCUCUCCUUUUUUGGCCAACGACGGUCACGCGUCAUCAGUAUACUUGGAUUUUCUUGGAAAGUGGAAACGCCCUGUACGAAGAUAUUUGAAGAACGUCUACUCAGUCGCGUGCUCCGGAAAUUCCCUUUCUUGGUCGAGUGUUGGUAUUGGGCUCUAGUAUAUUGGACAUAUCAAAUCGGCCGGGCAAUCACUGCUAUGACCCUUAAGGAGGAAACUGUCGAUGUCGCACGUCACCACGCCUUGCAGGUGAUCUGGCUAGAAGAGAAGCUAGGUUUGUUUGUCGAAGUUUCGCUGCAGGGGUGGCUACUCAAGAGGCCCCUUCUAAUGGCUUGUGUCAAUUGGAUCUACUCCUUCAUUCACAUCCCUGGGACGAUCGCAUUCUUAGUCGGGCUUUACUACUACACCACCACUCGAAACGAGACGACUGGAUAUCGGCCGCUGAAGCCGUGGUAUGCUCAAGAACGGCCUGCAGGACCGGCGUUGUACCAGGAUCGUCGACGGACAUUAGCCAUGUGCAAUUUCCUCGCGUUCAUCGUCUUCACACUCUGGCCUUGUAUGCCUCCUCGAUUGCUCAGCGAUGCGUCCGUGGAGACACCCGACGGAGAGGCGGGCCGCAAGUACGGCUUUGUGGAUACUGUUCAUGGCGCGGAUGGGGUCGGUAGCGUAUGGACUCAAAAUCGAUUUUGCAAUCAAUACGCUGCCAUGCCAUCCUUGCACUUUGGGUAUUCGCUCUUGAUUGGCCUGAGUAUAAUGACCAUCCCCCUCGAGUCCCCCAGCCAUGGCCGAGGAGGUUCGAAAGAGCUUCCUCGCCGGUAUACUCUCUGGCAUUGGCGACGUGUGCUUUGCGUGGUGCUUGGUUUCUUGUAUCCAUUCAUCAUCUUGCUGGCUAUCAUCACCACAGCCAACCACUUCGUUUUAGAUGCUGUAGCAGGCAUGGUGGUCUGUGGUCUUGGAUGGUGGCUCAAUGGGGCUUUGCUAAACCUGCUUCCCUUGGAGGACUACUUCCUGUGGCUGCUUCGGAUUCAUAAGCCCGAAUCCAGUACCCGGGGGUACUCAGGUAUGCUCAGCUGA
This is a messenger RNA of Penicillium chermesinum, 1278 nucleotides long. Its product is annotated as phosphatase PAP2 family protein. NCBI's taxonomy places the organism in Eukaryota, Fungi, Ascomycota, Eurotiomycetes, Eurotiales, Aspergillaceae. The record is from RefSeq and is a predicted model, not a curated record. Gene Ontology annotation, cellular component: inositol phosphoceramide synthase complex. Gene Ontology annotation, biological process: sphingolipid biosynthetic process; inositol phosphoceramide metabolic process. Gene Ontology annotation, molecular function: inositol phosphoceramide synthase activity. The transcript is spliced from 3 exons. Bases 1 to 1278 code for a protein of 425 amino acids.